GUGCUCGGUUCUGUGCACGAGAAAGCAUUCAGAUUUUGACGCACCAAUUGUUCUGAUGCGGAGGGCUACUGAAAUGAUUUCCUGCACUCGUACCAAACGUUACGUCAUCGCCGUUGCACAUGAAUUAGCGAAGCCUUAUCGAACGUUGGAAACGUUGAGCGCGCUUUCGUGAGGCUCCGUGACUAACGAUGAGACCUAGAAAAAAGCUCGUUCGUUGAUUCCGCUCCUCCCGUUCAUGUGAUUGGUUCUAUUCAUUGCUAGCACGGAAGCGUUUCGCUUUCCUCGAGUUUUCGCGAAAUGUACUUACGCAAUAUAUGUGUCACGGAUGUUUACAAGGAUAACCAUGUCUAUGCAUGUCUUGAACUUGUGCGAACAACCUUCGUCCCAACCGGUUUUGAAAGUUUAACGCACGUGUCAUUCGGUGUGCUGAGCUACGCAGUAUAAGGAUGGCUCCAACGCAUCACGUUUGGCUACUUGUAGUGCUACACCUUCUGCGAACUGCAUUGUCCGCCCCCUCGUGCCAGAACAAAGACCGCUCCGAUUCGUGUACUGCCAAGUGCAACACCUACAAAUUUUACACGUGCGUUAACAUCUUUAAGGUGGGCGACUUUUACCAUUUCGCCAGGAGUGCCCUGCAUUAUGACCAUGUCUGGUUCGCCGUGAAAGACGGCGAACUUGACUAUUACCCCGCCGGAGUGUUCAUGGACUACAACGUGUCCGUGCUCGAAUUUGAUCGCGCCAAAGUGAAGAGCUACGCGCAGUUUGGCUCUGGGCCGAAUCCAUUUUGGGGACUUGAAAACUCGCUGGAAACAAUUGUGUUCAAGGACAGCACCUUGCCCGAUACCUGGAGCAUGCUCAGCAGGCUGAACAUGUUGGAAAAGGUAGAGUUUCAUAACUACAAGUACUUGGCUUUGACUCGAGGCUUCAACGGACUACCACAGAGUGUGAACACAGUGUACAUUUUCGCAUCACGCAUUGGCUAUGUGGAAGACGGCUGGUUGUCAGAGCUAAAAAAUCUUAUCAUGGUUGUCAUUCAGGCUAGUCACCUGAAGAAGUUCACGAGGGCAAUGUUGCCGCGACCGGCACCCAUGCUUAAAGUAUUGGACUUGGAACGAAACCUCCUGACUUCGCUGCCGAAGGACAUUGGCGAGGACAUGCCGGUUCUGGGGUUUCUCAACAUCGCGCGGAAUAACUUAACGACGAUUGAAGAGGAGAGCGUACGUCCACUUAGAAACCGCACGUACGUGCACACGUAUGGAAAUCCGUUGCGCUGCGAUUGUAGUCUUAGAUUCAUCCUAUCUUACGUGGACUGGUGGACGAACGUUUUAUGCCAGACACCAGAGAAACAUAAGGGCCGCUACUUGCAGACACUCUCAUCUGAUGACCUUGCCUGCUGAGCUGAGGAGUCACCUCGUGGACCAGAUUGGAAAGCGCGACAAAAACAGGACAUGAACAAAUCUGUCUCGUGGCAGCACACAUCAAAUGAAUAUUUAUUCCAUAAAAUGUUCACAUGCUUAACUUGUGGGCAUUCCCCAACGGCAGGAAAUCUCCAGGUCAGAACACGCUUUUACUAUAGGUAAACCUAUACAGCGUUGGCACUACAUGCCGUGAUACGGACACGAGCAAGCAACAAUUGACAAGUUAAUGAAGAUAAUGCUGGUUGACUAAGAAUCUCACAGUUGCUAUAUGUAAUGAUCUGCAAAUUUUAUACAGAGAACAAUGAGA
This is a messenger RNA of Ornithodoros turicata, 1725 nucleotides long. Its product is annotated as leucine-rich repeat-containing protein 24-like. The transcript has a single exon. Gene Ontology annotation, molecular function: protein binding. The coding region runs from base 447 to 1397 and encodes 316 amino acids. The record is from RefSeq and is a predicted model, not a curated record. NCBI's taxonomy places the organism in Eukaryota, Metazoa, Arthropoda, Arachnida, Ixodida, Argasidae.